AUGAAAGCCUUAAUUUUGGUUGGCGGCUAUGGCACACGACUCAGACCGUUGACAUUAUCCGUUCCCAAACCUUUAGUCCAAUUUUGUAACAAACCAAUUCUCUUCCAUCAGAUUGAGGCUUUAGUUGAGGUGGGUGUCCAACAUAUUAUAUUAGCGGUCAGUUAUCGUGCUGAAUUGCUAGUUCAAGAGUUAGCGAGCCUAGAAAGCAAGCUUGGAAUUACAAUCACAACCUCUCUUGAAGAAGAGCCUCUUGGAACCGCCGGUCCGUUGGCGCUAGCUCGCAAACAUCUUUGUGUCGAUUCAGACCCGUUCUUUGUCUUAAAUAGUGAUGUUAUUUGCCAAUAUCCUUUUGGGCAAAUGCUUAAAUUUCAUCGUAAUCAUGGAAAGGAAGGAACUAUUGUAGUAACUAAAGUUGAAGAACCUUCCAAGUACGGUGUCGUGGUGUAUGAAUCCUCAACUGGUAAAAUUCAAAGAUUUGUGGAGAAGCCGAAGGUUUUUGUAUCCAAUAAGAUCAACGCUGGCAUGUACAUUUUUAAUCCAGCCAUUUUGGAUAGGAUUCCCCUUAAACCUACAUCAAUUGAAAAAGAAGUAUUUCCAGUAAUGUCUCAAAACGGAGAACUAUUCUGUACUGAAUUAGAAGGAUUCUGGAUGGAUAUAGGCCAACCUAAAGAUUAUUUAAUUGGAAUGUGCUUAUAUCUUAAUCAUCUAAAGCAGCAGAAUCAUAGUUCCUUAUAUCAAGGAUCAGAGAUUUCUGGUGGCGUUUUAGUUGAUUCAUCCGCUAAGAUUGGUAAGAACUGCCGCAUUGGACCAAAUGUUGUUAUAGGACCCGAUGUUGUUAUAGGAGAUGGUGUCCGACUUUCUCGGUGUACCAUCCUAGCUGGAUCACGAAUACAGUCUCAUUCGUGGCUUAACUCUUGCAUAGUUGGAUGGAAAUGUGCUAUUGGUAGAUGGGCUCGUAUUGACGGUGUUACGGUACUUGGAGAAGACGUGCAAGUCAGUGAUGAAAUUUAUUUGAAUGGCGCUCGGGUUUUACCUCAUAAAUCGAUUUCAUCAUCUGUUCCUGAACCACAGAUUAUUAUGUAG
Messenger RNA from Trichoplax adhaerens, 1083 nucleotides. RefSeq lists its product as uncharacterized. Gene Ontology annotation, biological process: cell wall mannoprotein biosynthetic process; GDP-mannose biosynthetic process. Bases 1 to 1083 code for a protein of 360 amino acids. Gene Ontology annotation, molecular function: mannose-1-phosphate guanylyltransferase (GTP) activity; GTP binding. NCBI's taxonomy places the organism in Eukaryota, Metazoa, Placozoa, Uniplacotomia, Trichoplacea, Trichoplacidae. The record is from RefSeq and is a predicted model, not a curated record. Gene Ontology annotation, cellular component: cytoplasm. The transcript has 10 exons.